UGAUGUUGAUGAUGAUGAUGAUAAUAAUAGAAGUUAUGUAGAAGUUAAGUGGGGGACCACAGUCGGAAUUGUAAUUGACAAUUGGAUAACAAAACUUUAUAGGAAUAAAGGCAAAAACGAAACAAGAAUAAAUUCUGAGAUAAUUAAUAAAGACCAUAUUAAAUUAUUUACACAUUGGAUUAAUAAAAAAGAUCAAUCAGCAUAUAAUAGUUUUAAUAACAAAUAUGAAUUUAAAUUAAUUUAUAGUAGCAAUAAAGAUGGAUCAGUUCCUAUGGAUUUUCAUGCAAAAUGUGAUUAUAUACGGGAAACCAUCACCGUAGUUAAAGUUAAUACAGGUCAAAUUAUUGGGGGUUAUAAUCCAGUUAGUUGGAAUAUAGUUAAUAGUAAAUAUUAUCAUUCAAAUGAUUGUUUUAUUUUUAAUAUAUCUAGUCAUACAACGGCUAAAAUAGGAAGAGCCGGUAUUAAUACUAAUUCUAUAUUUUGUAAUUCUGGUUACAUGCCAACAUUUGGUGGUGGGGCUGAUCUUCGUAUAUAUUCAGAUAAAAGUGGAUAUUGUAUUCCUAGUACUUAUCCUGAUAUUGGUUUACCAACAAAUUUCAAUUUUAGUGUAUUUGAAGUUUUUCAGGUUAUUAGUAAAACAUAAAUAUCAGAUGAAAAUUUUUUAUUUUUU
This is a messenger RNA of Rhizophagus irregularis DAOM 181602=DAOM 197198, 670 nucleotides long. RefSeq lists its product as uncharacterized. Lineage: Eukaryota; Fungi; Glomeromycota; Glomeromycetes; Glomerales; Glomeraceae. The record is from RefSeq and is a predicted model, not a curated record.